GAUACUUGUUUCAAUUUUAGCAAUGUCUAGCGCUUUCGCAGCAGAUGGUACAAUCACAAUCAACGGUUUAGUAACUGACAAAACUUGUGAUAUCGUGACUCCACAAGGUAAAGAUUUCACAGUAACGCUUCCAACAGUUUCUAAGCAAACUCUUGCUAAAACUGGUGAUAUCGCGGGUCGUACGCCAUUCACAAUCAACUUGGCUAACUGCUCUGAAGGCAAAGUUGCAACUUAUUUUGAACCAGGUUCAACAGUUGAUUUUGGUACUGGUCGUUUAAACAACACAGAUGCAACUGGCGCGAAAAACGUUCAAGUUCAAUUGUUAGGUUCAAAUAACCAAUUCAUUCCUGUACUUGCUGCUGGUGCUUCUGGCGCGCAAACUAACUCUCAAUGGGUAGAUGUUGCGGACAAAGGUGCAGCUGAUCUUAAUUACUAUGCUGAAUAUUAUGCAACUGAUGCAUCUGCUGCUGGUAAACGAAUGCUGAAAUCAUCAUUCAUGGUACUCGUGUCAUCUAUCCAUCUGAUGCACGUAAGUAAUAACGGAAAUAAUCCUGCAUUGGUUCAAGCAUGGAUUGAUGAGGGAGAUGCAAAAUCUACUCCAGAUCAAUCUAAAGCGCCUUUUAUGAUUACACCGCCUAUAUCGCGUGUGGAAGCAAAAAAAGGGCAGUCUUUACGUAUUACCAGUUUGCCGAAUGCAAAUGAGUUAAGUAAAACUCAAGAAACGCUAUUUUGGUUAAAUAUUCUCGAUAUCCCACCAAAGCCUUCUGCGAAAGAUCAGAAUGUUGUACCAGAUAACUUUUUACAACUUGCGAUUCGAUCGCGUAUAAAGUUUUUUUAUCGCCCAGCUGGACUUAAAGAAGAUGUCGCUUUGGCACCUGAAAAAUUACAGUGGAGCAAUAACGGUACUCAGUUAACCGUAAAAAACCCAACACCAUUUCAUAUUACCUUGACUUCUAUUAUGCAAGAUCAAUCAGGCAAACGCGUUGAUUUGAUUUCACAAGGUUUAAUGUUGAAACCAUUUUCUGAUGGAACGGUGAGUUUAAAAAAUUCCAAUGUCGCUAAGAUGACCUUUACCACAAUCAAUGAUUAUGGUGGUCGUGCAGACUUCUUUAUGCAAAAAAAUGAACAAAGCUACAAGUGGAUCAAGCGACAUAUCAGUUACUAUGUGGCUUGUGGGGUUAUUACGCUCAGCAUUCCUGCUUUAGUUAAUGCAUCUGAAACUGACUUAAAAGAGGCUGAAAAGUCUCCGACUGCUGCAGAAGCAGAAUUUGAUUCGGCUUUUUUAAUUGGCGAUGCCAAAAAGAUAGAUAAAAUCGAACAGUGGGUUGAAGAUUCUUUUUAUGAAUUUGAUACUUCACGCUUACGUGUCGAUAUUUCGAUUCCGCAAGUUGCGAUGCAAAAAAAUGCGCAAGGCUAUGUCGACCCAAGUGGGGAAGAAACCACAAAUGCGUUUACUUCGGUAACCGCUGGUGCAAAUUUGGCAGGUUGGCAAUUGCGCCAUAAUGGUCAAUGGCAAUGGCAAUGGCAAGACCGCACGACUACAGAUAAUCAAUCUAAAUCGAGUUAUGAUGCGAUUAGCACCUAUGUACAACGCGCUUUCCCGCAAUACCGUGGCGUGUUGACUUUAGGUGAAAGCUUUACCGAUGGUGAAAUCUUUGAUUCAUUUGGCUAUCGUGGUUUCGAUUUUUCUAGUGAUGACCGCAUGUUACCCAACAGUAUGAUUGGUUAUGCACCCCGUAUUCGCGGAAAUGCAAAAACCAAUGCCAAGGUUGAAGUACGUCAGCAAGUACAAAUGCUACGUCCAGGAAUGAGCCGUUAUUCUGUGUCAAUGGGUCAAUUCCGCGAUAAAGAUAUAGAUCUAGAUCCUUUUAUUGUGCAAGGGAAGUAUCAACGCGGUAUUAAUAACUCGAUCACGGCUUAUGGUGGUGUGCAGUUCUCAGAAGACUAUUCAGCAGUGACAUUGGGCAGUGCUUUUGCAACACCGAUUGGUGCAAUUGCUCUCGAUGUGACGCAUUCACAAGCAGAUUUUGAACGUCAUACCAAUUUGACUUUGGCUGCAUAUCGCUAUUCUACAGAAAACUUUUACAAGUUACGUGAUGCGAUAUUGGUACAAGACCUCGACAAUAAAGGUAAACAGCGCAGUGAAUUUCAGAUCACCCUGAAUCAGGGUUUACCACGUGAUUUUGGCAACAUUUAUGCAACAGGUUCGUGGGUAGAUUACUGGAAUCGUCAGGAAACAACCCGUCAAUAUCAAGUCGGUUAUAGCAACAGCUAUCGUGGUUUGACUUAUGGUUUGUCGGCAAUUAAACGUAUUGUUGAAAACAAUGCCACAAGUAUCAGCAAUAGUGAUACUGAGUAUAUGCUGACCAUGUCUUUACCACUUUCAUUUAAGAAAAGCUCAGCAAACCUUAACUCGAUUAUGACGCAAGAUAAUGCGACUGUCGGCGUGAGCGGUGUGGUUGGUGAUCGUUUUAACUAUGGUACAUCUGUAUCGACGCGCUAUGCAGACUCGGUUACAGUGAAAUGGGGCGAAAAUGCCAACGAACAAUGCCGAAUUCAAUAUGAUGUUUCUGCACAAGCAGCAGACAAAAAGCAAAAUAUGAUUAUGGCGGAAGUUCGGGUGCAUACGCAGCUUGUGUACCUCAGCGUGGAUUUACCCCGCAAGAUG
Molecule: messenger RNA, 2668 nt
Organism: Oppiella nova
Lineage: Eukaryota; Metazoa; Arthropoda; Arachnida; Sarcoptiformes; Oppiidae
Source: the annotation of a GenBank genome assembly